CCUCUUCGGCACCUCUGAGAGAACUUAAUAAAGGGAAAGUGUUUCACUGUUCACUAGUCUUAAAAAAGAGUACUGGUAUGAUAUCUGCCUGACGGUUAACAGAAUACAUUUUAAAUAUACUGGUAAAACACAGGCUGAUGAGAAUUUAAACAAAAAAUAGGACUGUUGAUGUAUCAUAGACUUCUGAAGUUCUACCCAGCAAAAGAAUAGCAACAAACAAACGUCAAUGGAAGCAGAAACAAGCAGAACAAUUGCAUCUGUCAUAGUGCAAGAACUAGGAUAUGAGAGUCACCCAGCUCAGCCCCAAAUACAGAGUCCAGAAAACCUGGAAGUUGUAGGAAGACUGGGGCCCCAUUUGGAGAGCACAGUCAUGGAGAAUGGACAAUUCCAUCAGCCAGAAAAUGAGCACAGAACUAUAAAUUAUACAGAAGAAAACAGCCAGAUGUCUGUACAUAAUACUCAGCCCAAAACCAUCUCAAGUGGUAGACAUGACCCAAAGGACACCUUUGGGAUAAUUAAUGCCGGCUUUGUUGGGGAACCUCCACCUUAUAGUCCACCAGACCCAAAGACAUUGCACUUGUUGUGUCCAUCUUAUCAGACAAAUUUUACUGGACAAAUACCUACGCUGUAUCAACCCCAGAGCAUGGACUACAUGUUCUAUCAGCAGCAAAACUUGCAGCCUGGAACAUACACCUGUCCUGUUUUUACUGGUCCUGUAAAUGGUUUACCAGCAACAGCAGAGAGGAGACACCUCUCCAAAGACUACAUGAUUGAAUCCAUCCUGGUGACGGCCUUCUGUUGUUUCCUCACUGGAAUUGUUGCUAUUGUUUAUUCUCAUGAGGCUCGAAUGGCGACAAGUCGAGGUGAUAUGGUCCAGGCAGCUAACACGUCAAAGAAAGCUCGAUCUCUGGUCCUUUUCAGUUUAAUAUUUGGGGUGUUUGUUUCAAUUAGCUGGAUUAUCUAUGUAGUGGUAUUCCUUUAUUUCUCCUGAUAGCAGAGGAUUGCCUGUUCAAAGACUUCAUAACAUGAUUUGUUCCCUUCAUCAUACAACCUGCAACAUCUUUGUAACAAUCACCAAGCGUGGACAACAAUCUACAGGGUGGCAUUCUGUUUCCUGACACAGAAAUCAUGACACGUAGCCACUUCCAUUUAACUGUACCAAUGCCUGGGGCAAAUGUUAAGUGCGUCUCUGUCUACUAUGAGAUCUGCUGUGCUUUUUAAAAUAAGUAUCACUGUCGAACAUUUGAUAAUUUCAUCAUCCAUGAAAAAUGUUAUAGAAUUAAGACAGACUUCUGAACUGCAGUUUUGAUAAAGUAGUCAACAGCACAAUACUUCUGAUGUAUAUUAACAAUAGUUUUUAAAAUCACUUGCGUGUUUUUCUACAACAAGAGAAAAUAAAGCAUAGCUUAGUCACUCUA
Protopterus annectens (West African lungfish) is the source of this 1418-nucleotide messenger RNA. RefSeq names its product proline rich transmembrane protein 1B (gene PRRT1B). Gene Ontology annotation, cellular component: membrane. NCBI's taxonomy places the organism in Eukaryota, Metazoa, Chordata, Ceratodontiformes, Protopteridae. The record is from RefSeq and is a predicted model, not a curated record. Bases 227 to 991 code for a protein of 254 amino acids. The transcript is spliced from 4 exons.